Molecule: messenger RNA, 7616 nt
Organism: Rana temporaria (common frog)
Lineage: Eukaryota; Metazoa; Chordata; Amphibia; Anura; Ranidae
Gene: YTHDC2
Product: YTH domain containing 2
Exons: 31
Coding region: 110-4366 (1418 amino acids)
Cellular component (GO): intracellular anatomical structure
Molecular function (GO): RNA binding; ATP binding; protein binding
Source: RefSeq, a predicted model, not a curated record
AUCAAGCUUGGCUCCUCCCUGGAAUCACCGGGGGAAAUCCCGGCUGUGGGGCCUGUGUACGGAGUGCGGCUGGAGACAGAAGGCGGCCAUAAGUGAGCGAGCAGUAAACAUGUCAAGACAUAACAGCAUGUCGCCAAGCCCCGGCACACCGCUAUACCCAGGUGCUUCUAAGCAUGGCAAAGCAAAGGGACUCAAAGACAUUCGAAUUGAUGAAGAAGUGAAAAUUGCUGUCAAUAUUGCACUGGAAAGGUUUCGUUAUAGUGAUCAGGAAGAAAUGGAGUUCCCGUCUUCUUUGACCAGCACCGAGAGAGCUUUUGUCCAUCGUCUAGCCCAGUCACUUGGGCUAAUAUCAAAGAGUAGAGGGAAAGGUGCUACUAGGUACUUGACAAUAAGAAAGAAGGAUGGGAGUGACACCAUCGGCUCCCUCAUGACAUGCUACCUGACUCCCAACACGAAGCAAACCAUGAGGGGCCUUAUUCAACGUUUUUCCAUCACUAACAAGGAAAAGUCAGAACUACUUCCAAAGACCGAGCGGAGCAAUGCCUUUGCAAUAGAAGCUGAAAAACAUGAAAUGAGCAGGUCCAGUGGCCGCCUGAGCAAUGGCAUUCCCCAAGUCCCAUCAAAGAGAGGAGAUUCCGAGUUUGAUAGCUUUCGACAGUCCUUACCAGUUUAUGAAAAGCGUGAAGAAAUUAUCAACAUUAUAAAAGAAAAUAAUAUUCUGCUCGUUGUGGGAGAAACUGGAUCUGGAAAAACCACCCAGAUCCCACAGUUUAUACUGGAUGACUGUUACAAACAUGGAAUGCCAUGCCGUUUAUUCUGCACUCAGCCAAGGCGCUUGGCUGCAAUUGCUGUUGCUGAAAGAGUGGCUGCUGAAAGGGGCGAGAAAAUUGGGCAAUCUAUUGGGUUUCAGAUCCGCCUGGAGAGCCGUGUUUCUCCCAAGACUCUCCUGACAUUCUGCACCAAUGGAGUUCUUCUGCGCACUCUCAUGGGUGGAGACAGCACAAUUUCUACUGUGACUCAUAUUAUUGUGGAUGAAGUUCAUGAGCGUGAUCGGUUCAGCGACUUUCUGUUAAUCAAGCUGAGGGAUGUGAUAAAGAAGCAUCCAACUCUGAAGCUGAUCCUUUCCAGUGCCGCCUUGGAUGUUAACCUGUUUCUCAGAUAUUUCGGAGGCUGUCCCAUUUUAUAUAUACCAGGCCGGCCUUUUGAGGUAAAAGAAAUGUUUCUAGAAGACAUAUUGCGAACUACUGGCUACACAAAUAAAGACAUGCUUAAAUACAAGAAAGAAAAACAGUGCGAGGAAAAGCAAAAGUCAGCCCUGUCUGAAUGGCAUUUGGUAACACCGGAGAACGGAAAGUCAGAAACUGAAACCCAGAGGCAGAGGAGUGCUUCUAACAUUACUAAAGAUUAUGACUUGCUCGAUGAUGGAGGGGACACGUUUAAUCAGCUGAUGGAAAAGGAUCGAAACAGCCUAGAGCCCUGGAUAAUAAGAGAAAUGGACUCCUGUCUCUCAGAUAUUUGGCUGAACAAAGAUGUUGAUGCUUUUCCUCAGCUUUUUAACUUGAUAUUGACAGAAAAUGUUAGUGUUGACUAUAGACACAGUGAAACAGGUGCAACUCCCUUGAUGUUGGCAGCUGGACAAGGAUUUUUGAGUCAGGUGGAACAGCUUAUUAGCAUGGGAGCCAAUAUUCACAGCAAAGCUUCAAAUGAAUGGAUGGCUGUGGACUGGGCUAGGCACUUUGUUCAGGCUGACGUUGUUGAUCUGCUGGAGUCCUACAGUGCUUCAAAGGACCCAAACUGUUUGGAUGAAUCCUCUCUGGUCCAGGCUGAUGGCAGUAACCUGAGUGAAGAGGAGCAGGAACUCCUCAAAGCGUACCACCACAGUUUUGAUGAUGAAAGGGUGGACCUUGAUCUGAUAAUGCAUGUGCUUUAUAAUAUUUGUCAAAGCUCCGAAUCAGGGGCCAUACUAAUAUUUCUUCCAGGAUAUGAUGAGAUUGUAGGAUUAAGAGAUCGCAUUUUGUUAGAUGACAAGAGAUUUGCCGAUAAUGCCAACAGGUUCCAGGUUUUCAUGCUGCACUCAAACAUGCAGACAUCUGAUCAGAAGAAGGUCUUGAAGACUCCUCCAGCUGGAAUCCGGAAAAUUAUACUCUCCACUAAUAUAGCAGAAACCAGUAUCACUGUUAAUGAUGUCGUAUUUGUCAUAGAUUCUGGGAAAGUGAAAGAGAAAUCUUUUGAUGCUCUAAACCAUGUCACAAUGCUGAAGAUGGUUUGGAUUUCCAAAGCUAGUGCUCUUCAAAGGAAAGGAAGGGCUGGUCGCUGCAGACCUGGAGUCUGUUUCCGCCUGUUCAGCAAGCUCCGUUUUCAAAAUAUGUUGGAGUUUCAGACACCAGAACUAUUACGAAUGCCUCUUCAUGAGCUUUGCUUGCAUUCAAAAUUACUAGCCCCUAUUAAUUGUCCUAUUGCGGAUUUUCUAAUGAAGGCACCAGAGCCACCACCAGCCUUGGUUGUACGAAAUGCUGUUCAAAUGCUAAAGACAAUUGAUGCAAUGGACACAUGGGAAGACUUGACAGAACUUGGAUAUCAUUUGGCUGAUUUGCCAGUAGAACCUCACCUUGGCAAAAUGGUGCUGUGUGCUGUGGUGCUGAAGUGCUUAGACCCCAUCCUUACUAUUGCCUGCACUUUAGCGUAUCGAGAUCCAUUUGUCUUACCAGCGCAGGCUGCGCAGAAACGUGCUGCUAUGCUGUGCCGAAAACGAUAUACAGCAGACACAUUCAGUGAUCAUAUGGCUUUACUCAGGGCUUUUCAGGCAUGGCAGAAAGCACGUAGUGAUGGGUGGGAACGAGCCUUCUGUGAGAAGAAUUACCUGUCUCAGGCUACCAUGGAAAUUAUUAUUGGAAUGAGAACGCAGUUGCUGGGGCAGCUCAGGGCUUCAGGUUUUGUCAGAGCUCGUGGAGGAGGAGACAUCAGAGAUGUAAAUACAAACUCAGAGAACUGGGCAGUGGUAAAGGCUGCUCUAGUGGCUGGGAUGUACCCAAACCUAAUACACGUGGACAGAGAGAAUAUGAUGCUCACGGGAUCCAAGGAAAAACGUGUACGUCUCCACCCUACUUCAGUUCUUAGUCAGCCACAGUAUAAAAAGAUUCCCCCAGAGAAUGGUCAGGCAGUAGCAGUACAAGUUUUACCCACAGACUGGCUAAUAUAUGAUGAAAUGACUCGAGCACAUAGAAUUGCUAACAUUAGAUGUUGCACAGUGGUUACACCAGUCACAGUGGCGAUCUUCUCGGGACCUGCCCGGCUGCCAAGCAACGCAUUGCCAGAGUCUGCAUUCCAUGUAACCCAAGAUGGUGUCCCCAAUGACAGCAGUGACAGUGAGAUGGAAGACCGGGCCACAGCUUUGUUGACAUCUCUUAAGCUGGAUGAGUGGCUACAAUUUAAGCUGGACUCUGAGGCUGCUGGACUCUUGCUACAGCUGCGGCAGAAGUGGCACAUUUUGUUUCUGAAGAGAAUGCGGGCACCCUCAAAGCCAUGGACACAAGCGGAUGAGGCCACCAUACGAACUGUGAUCGCUGUGCUGAGCACUGAAGAGCAGGCUGCUGGUUUACGUCAGCCCUCUGGAAUUGGGCAGAGACCAAGGCCAAUAUCUUCUGAAGAGCUUUCUGUGUCAUGUUCCUGGAAGAACAGUAAUAGUCGGAGGAGCUCAGAUGCUGACUUUUCUGAUGACCUUCCAAAACUGGACAGAACAAAUGUGAAGUCUCCUCCUCCAGGGUUAACCCUGCAGACUAAAAAUAAAGAGAAAGUGGGUUUACUCCCAAAACACCAUGAAGAUAGAUCGGAGCAGAUGUUGGGGAAGUUACUUGAAAGUAUUAGCUGCACCAGUCCCUGUAAAAGCCCGUCCUCACCCUCCUCUGUAAAGUCUCCAUCACGUCCAAAUGUAUCGGUGCAUUACUUUAUAAUGAAGAGCAGCAACCUGAGAAAUCUUGAGAUCUCCCAGCAAAAGGGAAUUUGGUCCACCACCCCAAGUAAUGAGCGCAAACUGAACAGAGCAUUCUGGGAGAGCAGUGCGGUGUAUCUGGUGUUUUCUGUUCAGGGAUCUGGACAUUUUCAGGGAUUUGCAAGAAUGCUUUCAGAGAUUGGCAGAGAAAAGAGCCAGGAGUGGGGGUCCACAAGUCUAGGGGGAGUCUUUAAAGUGGAAUGGAUACGGAGGGAAAACUUGCCUUUUCAGUAUGCUCACCACUUGCUGAACCCAUGGAAUGACAAUAAGAAGGUGCAGAUAAGUCGUGAUGGACAGGAGCUGGAGCCACAAAUAGGGGAACAGUUGUUGCUGCUUUGGGACAGAGUUCCUUUGGGAGACAAAAGUAUUUUGCACUAACAGCCUAACCUCAGAUUUUAAAGUCGUGAUGUACUGUGAAUGCUGUUCAUCAGUUCCAUUAACUGCACUAAAAUGUUUACAACCUCCCUGUGUUUAUCUGAAAAGCCAGAAUCAGAAGAAUAGCACUGUAAAAGAGUAUCCUGGAUCAAGAUGGGCAAAUUAGGUACUCUCAGCUGGUCAAGAUGAGAAAUGCAGCAACUGUUGGAAUAGAAAAUUUGGGAAUCUUGCUCAUUCUAGUACUUGACAGCUGUCCUGUAUGAAAUUCACUCAGUCAGUUUUGUAAAUCAAAUUGCACUGUUUUAAUGUUCAAUCAUUUUUUUUUUUCUUUUAUAACUUUUGAACGUUCAUUCUAAACCACAUUGUAUUUCAUUUAAAAUAUCAGGGACUUCUGGUUCUGGUCGCCUGAAAAUGCAUGAUCAGUCUAAUCCAUUAGCUAUAACUCGGUUAUAGGAAUAUAUAAAUUGUAAAUUACACACUACUAUACAAGCUAUAUUUUUCAGAAAUCUGUUGUACCUUGAAUACUUCUUAAAUAAUUUUGUUUGUAUAUAUACAUGGGAGCAUUUGAAGCAUGCGUACACCAAGAAACUCUAGCUGUUGACGAUUUAGCAGAACAAACUGGAACAUUCAGUACAGAAGCAGGUGGAUUUACCUCUAAAAUGAGGUUCAUUGUAAAAAAAAUAAGGUUUACAUUGUAAAACUAACCUGUCUUUCUUUUUUUUUUUUUUUUUUUUUUUUAGAGAAGUGCAUGUGUUUCUUUCUGAUGUGCAAAAAGUAUAACACACAAUUGAGCACUCUAUUUUUCAAUUAAAUAGAAAACAUGCAGAAUUAGUGGUACAAUUUAGAGCAAAUUUUGUGAUUUUAUACAUUUUUGAAUCAUCUGCCUGCGCUGUAAAGCUUUACAAAUAAUUCCAGUUUUGUUUUUAUUGUUAUCGAACACAUUGAAAUUAAGUGUUUUUUAUUGUUUUGCUUUACAGUGCCUUUUUUUUGUUUUGCAUUUGGUUUCAUGUCUGUGAGGUUAGCGCAUGUGAUUGAUUUCAACAGAACUCAAUGGAAAUGCCUAGGACAUAUAUAUACAGUCACUUGAAUGUUGGGACCCAAACUGUGGUCUAUAAUUUCACGUGCAUGCUUCUAAUCCACAACAGAGAGAAAAUGCUGCAAAUGGGUAGACGCACAUGCACUUGAACUUUUGUGGGGUUUUUUCUUUUAAUUUGGGAUUAUCGGAUUAUCAAAAACUGAAGUUCAGUCCACUUGUAAAAAUGCCUUUUUGGUAGCUCCAACUUUCUAUAGUAGUACUCAAAUGCUCCUUAGAAUUACAUGUCUAAAUCCAUGCCAGACCAUCCGUCCCACCAAGCAACUCUUCGACAGUUGUGUGACUGCCCCCUCGCUGAUGCAAUUACGUACAAUACAAGAGCUGUACUGCAUGCUAGGAUAUUGAGGGCCUGUCCGGAUUGCAGGAGUGGAGCAGAGCAUGAAAUAGACAGCUGCUCUGGGAGUGAGGAGUAGGGUUUAUAUUCUUUUUUGUUAUAGCCCCUAUAAUUAACAAUCGGACCUUUAUUAAAGAAGAGGUGGCGGCUAUUAAAAGGGCAAUUUUGCAAGCUUGGCCUUCAGUUGUUUUAAGAGCUGCACAUAUUUUCAGUGUUCAUGUGUUUUACAUGUUAAUUAUCUGUCUUCUAUUGUUUAAUCCUUUUAUUACAUAUUUAUAUAAAAAUAUUUCAACGUGCAAGUAAAAUUAAAUGGUUGAAUAUACAGUUGGAUCCUGAAUCUGCCAAAAUAAUUCUGUGCCCUAAUUUAUGUUCAUCCAUUUUUUCAUCCAGACACAUCUGAACAGACACUAUGCAAAGUUCUGACCAUUUAUUUUUUUCCCCACUGCAGUUAACUUAGUACAGCUUAGUGAAUUGUAACUGGAUAAUGAAGGGACAUCAGUUUAGUAGUCAUUCGUAUGCUGUCAUUUCCAAUCUGCAAACUUUAUUUGUAAGGUCUGGUGUAUUAUGUUAUACAGUAAAGCUUGUUUGGCUUACAGUGCUUCCCCUUUCUCUUCCUCAUGAAAUGCUGUUGUGCAUUGCCAGACGUACCUAUAGGCAAAUUAAAAAAGUGCCUAGUGCACUCCAUGCCGCAGAAGGAAAAAGUCUCAGCAACAACCCCACUCUAGCAGCGCUGCCGAUCUACUUCAGUUAAAUUCACAGCCAGUCCAGAGAAUGGAAAUGGCUGUUUAACUUUGGUUGAGAAUAAACAGGCAGGUUCUGUCACUUUAUUUCUUCCCACUCAUUCCCCUUCUGAGUGAUGCCUGAGAAGCUAAAAAGCCAGGGCACGUAUUGUGAGAUCACCCCCAGAUUCUAUCUGGCUAUUAGUUUGUUCCAGUAAAGAGCUAGAAACAGGCUAACAAGUUUUCAAAUUUUGUCAGCAGUGGGCUUGAUCUCUGGGCAUUCAGUAAAAGGGAAAGUAGGCAAAGUUGAUAAUCAAAAUGUUAAUCAAAUAUGCACAUUCUGGUAGCUCAUAUUUGAACAUGCCUUCCGCAUGACAUUGCUUGGGAUUUCUGAUAGGAAGCUCCGGCAUACCAGUUUUGCGAUGGUUAGGCUACAUUCACAGAUGUGAUUUAAGGCUGGUGUGAAUUGUAGCAACAAAAAUCUUGUGUUUACAGCUCUGGAUGAGAGUGGCUAGGUGCAGCCUCUGACCCCAUUCACUAUAAUGACAGGUUUAUGCACUAUGACAGGCUAUUCACAGCUGUUCUCACAUCCAGCGAUUGAGGUGACUGCUGGCUGUGCAGAGAGAUGCGAAUAGCUGCGGCUGUUGGCAACCUGUCAUUACAGUGAAAAGGGCCAUCGGAUGCACCUAGCUGCUCAAAAACCGCAGCUGUAAACUAAAGAUUGCUCAGGCCACAACAAUUUUCACAGGCCUUAAUCGUUGGUGUGACUGUAGCUGUUGACAUGCCUACUCCGUGGGCAGGAUUUCAGCAGUAGAUUAUGUCACAAAGUGGUACUUAUCACAGUUUUAUCUGGUUUUACUUCCUACAGGUUUGCUUUUAGUAUGUUUUCCUCUGCAAAACACAAUGCAAUGCAUUGCAUUGCAACUCUUUAGUUCUGUACUGAGAGGCACUUGCAAUGGAGUAAUCAGGGUAUUUGGCAUUCUUAUGAGCAAAAGUGUUGUUGCCUUGGAGGCUAAGUUUUACCAAGCGAAAUGAGUGUACCAGCACUGUAAAGUGUCACUAAUUACUAAUUCUCUCAUUAAAAGUGUUUUAAGUGUUUCUAUAUUA